Messenger RNA from Adineta steineri, 912 nucleotides. The record is from the annotation of a GenBank genome assembly. NCBI's taxonomy places the organism in Eukaryota, Metazoa, Rotifera, Eurotatoria, Adinetida, Adinetidae.
AUGAAUUCUUCAACCAGUGAAAUAGCAAAUCAUCGAACAGAUUACAGUAUUAUUGCUCCUGUGUCCAUGAUUUUCGCCAUAAUUGCAAUAAUCAUUACUUCAAUUAUAUUAAUAAUUGUUUUAUUAACAAAACAAUUCCAUACAGUUACUCGUCUGUUAACUUGUAAUACAUGUUUAGCAUCAUUAUUAUAUUGUACUGUUCAAUGUGUUAAUUAUAGUUAUCUCUUAGUGAUAACAUGGGAUAAAAGUGAUCGGUCAUGCCGAUGGCGUGGCUAUUUUGGAUACAUGUCUAUGAUUGCUUUUCUUUACUCUUACGUAUUACAAGUUAUAUCAAGAUUAUUUUUUAUUAUUUUGUAUACUAAAUAUCGAUGGUUAAUUACAUUGAGAACACAUCUAUAUUUGAUUUUUAUUGGAUGGAUUAUUAUUUUAGUUGUUCCAUCGCCAGCAAUUCUAACACAUGACAUAUUUUUUCGUGAAGGUGAACUUUGUUGGGUAACAAAAACGUAUAAAUUACAUACUUAUUACAUUAUUGCUGCAUACUAUGUCAUACCAAUUCUAUUGAUUAUUGUAAUUAAUCUUUUUAUAUAUAUUCCAGUUUAUUAUAGUGGAAAAAAUACUACAAUACAACGUAGUAUAAAAAGAAAUGAUCGUGAUUUUAUCAUAUUUCGUAAUAUAAUGAUAUCAUUCAGUGUCUAUUUUCUUGGAGGAGUUCCAAUCAUAAUCUAUAUGUUUACAGAUAUUGAAUUCUUUUAUUCAGUGGGUGUUAUUUCUGUUACAUUUGCUGUAAUAAUGGAAAAAUUAGUUUUAAUAUAUCUCGAUCGAGAAAUUCGAAAUAUGUUGAAGCAUUUUUUUUGUCAAAAAAGAACUCAAGUUAUGCCAUUAAUAAUAAAUGCUGCUUUUAUUGUUCAUUAG